Prorocentrum cordatum is the source of this 213-nucleotide messenger RNA. The record is from the annotation of a GenBank genome assembly. NCBI's taxonomy places the organism in Eukaryota, Dinophyceae, Prorocentrales, Prorocentraceae.
GUGCAAACCAACCGGGUGUGGACGGCCAUCAAUGACGUCUUCAUGGUUUAUGCCAAGCGAGUGAGCCUCUGGGGCAACUCGCUCCCGGUGAUCACCUACACACUGGCCCUGCGCUUGCAUGAGGUGGGGAUCAAGGAGACCGCCAACUCGACUGCGGCCAUGGCCACGGCACGGCGAGGGCUGAAGCAGCAGCAGGCAGCAGCCACCCUGGCA